ACUGUAUAAUUUAUAUUUCCAGUGCUUUCGCAGAUUGCAAAAACUUUCUUAGCUGUCUAUCCUUGACCCAUCUAGACCAUUUUCCUGCUAUUUAACACUGAGGCUCCCGCAGCUCAACUACCGUUGGUCGGGUGACUUUCAAAGGUUGCUUAUUGUGCGAUAUCGGAAACGUAGAACGUUCUAGAAGGUACGGUUUUAUUUGCUGCUGAGUCUUGCGGAGUGUCGCCCUCAGUACGCAUUCGUCUCUCAGACUAGUGGCACGUGUAUAAUUAUUGGAAUCUCGAUUUGAAAUUGAACGAGUUUGUUGUAACCCUCAAUCGCCACGAUGCUUGGUGGUAGCGUACUCUGGUUCCGCCACGGAUUGAGGCUCCACGACAACCCUUCAUUGCACUCUGCGCUCGAAGAAAAAGGGUUUCCAUUCUUCCCUAUCUUUAUCUUCGAUGGAGAAACUGCAGGUACAAAAGUGGUGGGCUACAACCGUAUGCGGUACCUCUUGGAAGCUCUGGAUGACUUGGACAACCAGUUCAAGAAGCAUGGUGGCCGGCUCAUCAUGUUGAAGGGAAAACCUAAUGUUGUGUUCAGAAGACUUUGGGAGGAAUUCGGUAUCCGCAAGCUCUGCUUCGAGCAGGAUUGCGAGCCAGUGUGGAGGGCUCGUGAUGACAGCGUGAAGAAUGCCUGCAAGGAGAUCGGCGUGGUCUGCAAGGAACAUGUCUCCCAUACUCUGUGGGAGCCUGACACCGUCAUUAAGGCCAAUGGCGGCAUACCACCUCUUACUUAUCAGAUGUUUUUGCAUACGGUGGCCACCAUUGGCGACCCUCCACGUCCAGUCGGCGAGGUAGAUUUCACAGGAGUCAAGUUUGGCAGCCUACCUGAAUCCUUUUACAACGAGUUUACCGUCUUCGACAAGACUCCAAAACCGGAAGAUUUAGGAGUUUUUCUAGAAAAUGAAGACAUCCGAAUGAUCCGCUGGGUGGGCGGAGAGACCACCGCUCUUAAACAAAUGCAGCAGCGUCUGGCUGUGGAAUAUGAGACCUUCCUCAGGGGUUCAUAUUUGCCAACGCAUGGCAACCCUGACUUGUUGGGUCCGCCCAUAUCUUUGAGCCCAGCGCUGCGGUUCGGAUGUCUUUCUGUCAGGAGCUUCUACUGGUCAGUACAGGACUUGUUCCGUCAGGUGCACCAAGGACGUCUGACUUCUAAUUCUGCUUCCCAUUUUAUUACCGGCCAAUUGAUUUGGCGUGAAUAUUUCUACACGAUGAGCGUGAACAACCCUAACUACGGACAGAUGGCUGGGAACCCUAUCUGCUUGGAUAUCCCUUGGAAGACUCCAGCUGGAGAUGAACUGCAGAGAUGGACGGAAGGUCGCACCGGGUUCCCGUUCGUGGACGCAGCGAUGCGCCAGCUCCGUACGGAGGGCUGGCUGCACCACGCCGCGCGCAACACUGUCGCGUCCUUCCUCACUCGCGGCACUCUCUGGCUGUCCUGGGAACACGGACUCAAUCACUUCUUGAAGUAUCUGCUUGAUGCUGAUUGGUCUGUGUGCGCGGGUAACUGGAUGUGGGUGUCGUCGUCUGCGUUCGAGGCGCUGCUGGACUCGGGCGAGUGCGCGUGCCCCGUGCGGCUGGGCCAGCGCCUCGACCCCAGCGGGGAGUACGUGCGCCGCUACGUGCCCGAACUGGCGCGCAUGCCCGUCGAGUACAUUUAUGAACCAUGGAAGGCUCCUAUCGAUGUGCAGGAGCGCGCUUCCUGCAUCAUAGGCAAAGACUACCCAGACCCAGUCGUCAACCAUCUUGUGGCCGCUCAGAGGAACAGAAAUGCUAUGAAGUGGUUGAGCCGCUCAGUUGCCGGCCGACUGCAGAAGGACAAGUGGUUCGAUAUAGUCGGGGAACUUCGUCAUAUUUUGCAAAAAGCUCCUCCGCAUUGCUGCCCCUCCUCAGAAGACGAGAUCCGACAAUUCAUGUGGCUCAACGAAUAAUGGCACGCGGAAUUAGUCUCUAUUUGUAUCGCCGUAAAACUUAUUUUAGAUGAAUGUGGUAUCAAAGAUAAGAUUUCGUUUUUUGUUUAUUUUUUUACUACAGUAACUGCUAUUGUAAUCUUUGUACGUCAGAUAAUAGGGUGCAUUUUUGUUUGUCAAGCCAUAUUUCUGUUAAAAUCAUAUCAUAUUUAGACUUAAGUGAAUUAGAAUAUGUUAGUAGAUCUGUUUUACGUUCUAUGUAAGUACAAGAUGUAAUAGAAUAACACUUUGGGCCGAGUCAAGCCAAAAACCUCUGUGACCAAAGGGUUUGUAGAAGCAAAUCGUCAAUGUUUUAAGUAUGGGGGACUGGACAAGGAAAAAGGAUCUUUCUCUCUUUUGUUGGAUAUUUCGAAAUAAUAAUAAUAUGUCUUAUAAGUACUAUUUUUUACUGGGACAACAUGGCGGCGCAAGCAGUCGCCGCGGCCAACAAAAUGUAUACAACUCUAUAGAGAGUUACUCACGUUUUGCGUUUAAAGUAAUCGAAACGAGUAUGCGCUUUGAUUGGCAGGCUCCUAUGAACCAGCCAAUCAGAGCGCCGGCUCCAUUGAACCACCAAUCAGAGCGCCAGCUCCAAUAAACAACAGAGCGCCGA
Messenger RNA from Spodoptera litura, 2603 nucleotides. RefSeq names its product circadian regulator cryptochrome (gene cry). The record is from RefSeq and is a predicted model, not a curated record. Gene Ontology annotation, cellular component: nucleus; cytoplasm. Gene Ontology annotation, biological process: negative regulation of DNA-templated transcription; circadian regulation of gene expression; entrainment of circadian clock by photoperiod. Lineage: Eukaryota; Metazoa; Arthropoda; Insecta; Lepidoptera; Noctuidae. Gene Ontology annotation, molecular function: DNA binding; FAD binding.